Messenger RNA from Erythranthe guttata (spotted monkey flower), 700 nucleotides. NCBI's taxonomy places the organism in Eukaryota, Viridiplantae, Streptophyta, Magnoliopsida, Lamiales, Phrymaceae. The record is from RefSeq and is a predicted model, not a curated record.
AUAACCCCCAAUUGCCAUUCCCAACAAUUUUCACCUUCUUCCCCAAUUCUUUAAAAACCAAAUGCCCUAAUUAUCUCCAUAAUUCCCCCCAAACCAACAUAUUUGGUGAUCAUCUUCACCGAAAUUCAAAAUUCAUCUCCAUCAUGGGAAGCCGAUCGACAAAUUCAAGUGGAAGCUCACACAAUCGAAGCAAUAUUGGCUCACGAAAUGGGUGGUCCCUCCCACUCGAAACUGUUACUUGUCGUUGUGGUUUUGAGCUUUCAACCCUUACUUCAUGGUCGGAAAAGAACCCGGGGAGAAAAUUCCGGGCAUGCCCAAAUUAUACGAGUCCAUCAUGUUGUGGCUAUUUUGAGUGGGUGGACGAAGAAGUUUGUCGAAGAUGCAAGAACAUCAUUCCUGGAUUGUUGAAAAAACUGGACAAAUUGGAAGAGAAAAUGAAACUGGAGAAAGAAAAAAAAAGAAAAAUACAAGUUGAGCUUGAACUGUACAAGAAGACACAAAGGAAGAUGAAGAUGAUGGCAUAUCUUGUUAUUUGUCUUCUAUUUAUAACAAUCCAACUCAUGUGCAAGCCCAAAUAUGAGAAGAAAUUUGCAGAACUGGUGUAGAGCUUAUGCUUGUUGUUAUGUUCUAUUUUGGAUAUUGGAUAUUUUGUAAAAUUUGCCGAAAUAUUUCGUAAUGGAUGCUCUUUUGAUUAUCUUAA